AUGAGUGUCAUGAAGAGGCUAUGUUGCUUACUGGCUGCAGGUUUGCUUGGAGGCGGGUAUGGUUCUGAAGACCCGCUACCAGACAAGGUGGGCAUCCAAGUGCGCCUGACCAAGCAGGAAAAGGCUGCACUCAAGAAGCUCGAGUGCAGUAUGUGCAAGGCGGUCAUCAGUGAGAUGCACAUGGAGGUUGCGCGGCAUUCCAUGACCGAGCAAGGAGUGGGUUCAGAAGAGCAGGUUUGGGAGACAUCGAACGCGAUGUGCCUUGCCCUGCUGCAGAAGUACCGGCUCAGCCUCGAUGGGGAGCCCAGAAUAGAUGCCAAGCAGGAGGAUGAUGAUGAGAGCGCGAUGGCUGCUGCAGCCGAAGCUGGCAAGCAAGAGAGCUUCAUGAGAUCUAUGCUGGUUUUCAAGAUGGGGUGUCAACAGUGGUUGGAAGACUACGGUGGUGACACAUCUGGCUAUGUGUACAGAUCCGUGAAGGAGCGCAAGCAAUCACCGGCAGGUGCUGCUCAAGAGUUCUGCGUUCGCUCGGCCAAGCUUUGCGGAAAAGGAAUGAAGGGCAAGGAGAAGCAAGAGAAAGCGGACAGGGAACGCCGGGCUCAGCGUGCCAAAAUGGCUCAGAAAGAAGAAGCAGUUGAAGAGAAGCGAAAGAAAGAAGACCCAAUGCAGUCCCUCCCAGAUGACUCAAAGUUUGGCAUCCAACGUUUGCUCGAGAUGGCUCGCGACGAUCCGUUGCAUUACAUGGAUGAAGCUACCAAGGCGCGGGUUCGCACGGCGCGCACGGACCUGAGGUGCGAUGUUUGCAGACGAGUUCUGGAAGAGACGGCGUCGGAGGUCAUCCCAAAGCCAAAAAGUUUGCGGAGCGAGCAUGACAUUCUUGUGGCUAUGGAAGGUAUAUGUGUGGGUGGCCCGGAUCUUUCCAUACCAAAUUAUUUUGGCAUCGAGCCCCCGCCUUUGCCAGCUGAAUGGACGGACCGCUGGCGACCGAAACUGGACAAGAAGUCAGGUCGCUAUGUCCUCAAAGCUUCGUCGAAGAAGGUCAAACAAAGGCGCGACAAAUGGCGAAGCCUGGCCAAAGAGGGAAAGCAACAGCCUCCAGAUUCUGAUGAAGCAGAACAAGACACGAUGCUGACUUUGACCUGCAAAGACAUUGUGGAGCCAGAACGCUUCUCUGAGUUACUCUUUCAGGAAAUGGAGCUCUGCCAGGCAGCCUCUCCCUGUGCGGCAGCCACAAGGACAGCAUCAAAGGUGUGCGCGGACGCAAACGGCAGUCUUUGCGCAUACGAUGCCAUGCAGGAGCUCGCUAGCAAGCCAGAGCUUUGA
Molecule: messenger RNA, 1320 nt
Organism: Symbiodinium natans
Lineage: Eukaryota; Dinophyceae; Suessiales; Symbiodiniaceae
Source: the annotation of a GenBank genome assembly